This is a messenger RNA of Ambispora leptoticha, 2364 nucleotides long. Lineage: Eukaryota; Fungi; Glomeromycota; Glomeromycetes; Archaeosporales; Ambisporaceae. The record is from the annotation of a GenBank genome assembly.
AUGGUUUCCAACAAGAACAAUGCAUUUAGAAAUUUGCCUAUUAUAUACGCAAUCAGUUGCGUUGCUUUUACUGUGUUUGUUGCGUUAAAUGCUAUCGCCACGGCUGAACCUUUUGAGGAAAUGUUGCUGGAGGCGAGCGCCGCACGGACUACAAACCAGUCUCUGCUGUGGGGAACUUACAGACCAAACUUAUAUUUUGGAGUGCGGCCACGUUUCCCGGAAUCACUCAUGACCGGUUUAAUGUGGUUUGGCGUAGAUGACCUUACAGAGUGGCAACAAAUUCGUCAUGCUUGUGAGCAGGAAGAUAACCUAGACGAAUACAGCUAUAAAAAGCACGAUGGUCGUACUUUGGCAGUGCAAACUCUUACGGAUUCCGCGAAUAACGUGACUUUGAAAACUGAGUUUUUAAAGGUGCCGGGAGGCGAACAUGGUGGAAAUUGGGGAGUACGGAUAUCUGGGGUUCCGAAUCGUGAAGAAGGAAUAUCGCGACUCUCGAUAUUAUAUUAUUUCGGCUUAAACGGAGAAGGAUCAUUAGAGCUGAAGAACAAAUUAGAUGCAGACGGAUUGAGUGAUCCUAUAUUAUUAAAAGGCGAAUCUCCCGAACUUGGAAGUUUCUCAAUUGAGAUGGAAAAUGGACCGGAUCUUAAAAUACCUUCAAAUAUUCCACAUGAAUCCAAUCCGUUUCCAAAUUUACAUAAGACCCAAUAUUGGGGUCACCUCGUUCCUGGCGACGAUAUAUGGCGCGCUAAAGAAUAUGUAAACGGACAAAUCACUCUUAACGUGGAAAACAAAAUUGCCGAGGGAAGUACUCGUCCGCUACCUUACUGGUUUACAUUACGAAAUAAAGUACGGGAAGAUUCUAAUUUCUACGUUUUUCAGAAAAUAGUGGAAGCCCCAUUCCAAUUUGACAUAUAUUUUAACUCUGAUUCUUCACCCACUCAAAUGGAUACUGCUAGUCUCACAUCAGGACUCGAAUCAAGCAUACGAGAAUUUGAUCAAAGAUUCGAAAAAACAUUUGGAUUAUCAGAAAAAGGGUUUAAUGAAAAGGAAAUUGAUUUCGCGAAAAUGGCCCUAAGUAACUUGAUAGGAGGAAUUGGUUAUUUCUAUGGAUCAAGUAUUGUCGACAGAUCUUAUGCUUCAGAAGUGGAUGAAGAUGAUAUUCAGUUUUGGACUCAACGACCUGUACCCAAUCCACAAUUGACUCCACCUGCUGUAUUAUUCACGGCAACGCCAUCUCGUUCUUUUUUCCCACGUGGAUUCUAUUGGGACGAGGGCUUUCACCAGAUUUUACUUGGUAAAUGGGAUAAUGAUCUCAGCUUGGAAGUCAUUAAGCAUUGGACGUCCCUAAUAGAUAGUGAUGGAUGGGUGGCUCGUGAACAAAUAUUGGGUGAAGAAGCUCGAAGCAAGGUUCCGCUAGAAUUUCAGACACAAUAUCCUCAUUAUGCGAAUCCGCCCACUCUUUUAAUGUCUAUAAUGGCUUACAUAGAGAGACUAGAUAAAGUUGACGAUGAAAAAAAACGCAUUUAUGAUGCUAUUGGAAAACCUUUUGAUGAUGAUAUUAUCGCCACUACUGACGAUCCUAGAAUACUUCCAAAUCGGCAUGUAUUGGAUCGUAAUCUAGCCAAAUCAUCUUUACGACGUAUAUAUUCCAAAAUCAAGGCUAACUACAGAUGGUUCAAGAGAACUCAAUGGGGUGAGAUUAAAGGAUGGGGGAGAGAGGCUACAAGUAAUAGGGAGGCUUAUCGUUGGAGAGGUAGAACUCCUGGUCAUACCUUGACAUCAGGUCUCGAUGAUUAUCCUCGUCCGUCACCACCUCAUCCUGCUGAGCUUCAUACUGAUCUCCUUUAUUUGCAUUGGAGCGAAACGGACCAAGCAUUUUGCGAUUUAUCAGUCAAUGAAAAAGACGAAUCCGUUUUUGUAUGUCAUAAAGGCUAUUUGUCAUUAUUCCCGAUGUUAUUAGGGUUAAUUCCACACGAUUCGCCCAAACUGGGUGCUAUAUUAGAUAUAAUUGAUGAUCCGGAAGAAUUAUGGUCGAAAUACGGUGUGCGUUCGCUUUCUAAAUCUAAUGAAUUUUUCAAUACCGGUGAAAAUUAUUGGCGUGGUCCUAUUUGGAUUAAUAUCAAUUAUUUAGUUUUGUCGUCGAUAUAUAAGAAUUACGCGCCUAAACCAGGUCCUUACCAAUCAAAAGCUCAAAAGAUAUACAAGGAAUUACGAAAAAAUGUAAUAAAAACCGUGUAUCAGGAAUACGAAAGAACAGGUUAUCCGUGGGAACAAUAUUCCGCGCUUAACGGCAAAGGACGCCGAAGUCAUCCUUUUACUGGUUGGACGGCACUGGUGACUUUGAUUAUGGCGGAGAAUUAUUGA